This is a messenger RNA of Paramecium pentaurelia, 462 nucleotides long. The record is from the annotation of a GenBank genome assembly. Lineage: Eukaryota; Ciliophora; Oligohymenophorea; Peniculida; Parameciidae.
UAAUGAGUGAAGGAUAAGAAAUUAAACAAAUUCAAUAAUAAAAUGAAAUCCUAGUUGGGAUGCCAAAAUCUGGAAAUCCUUGGAAGAAACUUUCAACUAAGUAUGAAAUCAUCAUUAUAAUAUUAGAUCAAGUUCAAGAAAUAAAAGAUUUCAUAAAGUUUCAUGGGAAGAAAAGUAAAAAUAAAGAUAAUAAAAGAAAGAAUUAUAAGAGUAUUUGAAAGAAUAUAAAGCUGAAAAAGAAAAGAAGGUAUUUAUUAAUAUUUAUUUAAGAUUUAAGAAGAAAAAUUGAGAAAAAAAAAUAAGAAGAAAUAAGAUGAAUUAAAUAAAUAUAAGACAGCUGAUCUUUAAAUUAUAAAAGAAACAAAAAACAUUAAAAAAUGGACAAAGAAGGCACGUCAAACUUUAGUCAAAUUGCCUGCUGAAAUAUUUGAAUAAUUACUAGAAAAAUAAAGAAGAAAAUGA